AUGAAAGGGUAUACCCAGUUACUCCACUUCAACACGGCUGUUCGUCUUGUAUUCCUGAACAAUUUCAGUAGAGUGUUCCGUCAAUAUGAUAAAUUUCUGGUCCCAGAACAAAUGGAAUCCAACGACCACAUGACCAACAAAUCCGCAACAUCCAAAGCAACAACGCAUUCCGGGUUGCAUGCAUUUGAUAAGGUCGGUUUUCUCAGUGACCAACCCGAAACGCAUUUGUCCUUUCUCAGUGCAUUCCUCGAAACUCAGAUGUUCACCAGCUUCCUCGAUAGUCGUUUGGCGAACUCCAGCACUGCAUGCCAAACUGCAAACUCCGGGGACUGGUCAGUUGUACACACCGGAUCGACUAAAACCAAUUUAACCGUUUUCGACCAAAUGAUAUCUCGCAUGUCCGAUCUCAGUCUGAACUUUCACAGUGGACCAAGCAAGCUGACAACUCCUGGGGAUGUUGGACCCAUACGUCCAAUGGCUGGUCAUGUACGAAGACCUGCCCCGUUUGGUCAGAGCGGUUCAAGUCACGGCGGGCUUCCCGUGCGUCCUGUUAACCAAGCUCCUCUCCCAGAUUUGGUCCCCGCUUCCGGUAGCCCAUCUCACCCAGGUUAUACGAGUUGCACCAUCUCCAGUGAACGCAUUCCUGACCCUGUGAUCAAUAAACUUACUCCAACAGCAGGAUUCCCUCCACUUCUGUGCCGCGGUGAUUCGGGUCCACUUGACGAUUAUCUUUCCAGUCUGCGACCGCGAACUGAUUCUCGUUUGGGUUGUUUUCCCCCACUAGCUCGAGAGUUGCUUAUCCCUCCUUCACCACUUUUGAGCUCCAGUCGACAUGAUCUGUUCGUUCCCUCGACUUACACGUGUGGCCCACAGGAACCAGAUGCUCGUCUACCACGGACUGUCUCCUUGUCUCAUCGAUCCACAGUAGCCGGCGCACCGACUAAUUCGGCGCCUGUUUCACCACCGUUGUUUGCCUCUAGUGGUACUCGAUCNGGGUACUUCAAUGUCUCCGACCCAUGGGACCGAAAGAACCGGGUCGCAGCUGGUUUCGGAUCCUUUGACACUGGCGGCUGUUUAGAAACCUCAUUCGAUCGCUUAGUGGCUCAUGGCGAUUACGAAGUAUCCACUGGCUGUAUUGUAGGGCUCGCGGCCUAUUCGGGGAAGUCGCGAGGCGCACAGCGGACUCAACCGUUUGUUCAAUCCCAUCAAUUUGCCGCCAUGCAACGUUCCGGAAUGGCGCAGGCAAACUGGGAUUUUGUUGACGCAUUGUUAGAUGAAUGCAAGCACCGGACCAAACGAAUGGUUUUGAAAAAAAUGGGCCGUGAGGCGGUCGAACUGGGUCACGGAGAUCCAACCGUGUCGGUGGUAGAGGAGAAUACAUUAGUUGCCGGGCUGUGCGAUUUGUUGGAGCGAAUUUGGUCUCAUGGUCUGACGACUAAGAUGGUAAGUGUAGUUCCGGAACUAUCCUCUUUACACCUUGUUGGUUUUGCGACCGCUCUGUGUGUUUACAACAACCUUGUUCUCGUAGCUUGA
Echinostoma caproni is the source of this 1533-nucleotide messenger RNA. NCBI's taxonomy places the organism in Eukaryota, Metazoa, Platyhelminthes, Trematoda, Plagiorchiida, Echinostomatidae. The record is from the annotation of a GenBank genome assembly.